This is a messenger RNA of Blepharisma stoltei, 1944 nucleotides long. NCBI's taxonomy places the organism in Eukaryota, Ciliophora, Heterotrichea, Heterotrichida, Blepharismidae. The record is from the annotation of a GenBank genome assembly.
AUGAUAAAUAAUAGAAUAAUGUCAAAAUACUCUAACAAUUUUAUAGCAUCUAAUAGCCAAGGCAGAGCAGAAAAAUCGCUUAAACAAGAAAGAGAUAACCUAACUUGCCUCUUCUGCAAAAGCCAGCCUGGAAAGUAUUUUGAUGUCUCGACUUUUAUGGCCUAUUGCAUUACCUGUUCUUCCCAACUUAAUACUUCAGGUUUUAUAGACUUAGAAAGUAAAGCUUUGAAUAAUAUAAUUUACGAAGCAAUUCUUCCUUUAUUUAACUCGCAAAAAAAAUCUUUAUGCCCAGAGAGAAGAAAGUGAAUUAUGCACACUUUAUCAAAAACAAAUAAAGAAAUGCUAGAUGUUUAUCAUUGGUUGAACACUUAUGCAUCAAGCACUCUGAAAUGCGUCAAUCAUCCUUGAAUUGAUGCAGAAACUAUAGAUUUAGGGAAAAUGGCCCUUUUUUGUACCUUCUGUUCAAAAGAUUAUCCAGAUCUUUUGCCAAUUUCCGAAAAUUUUAAAAUAGAAGUUCAAAAGGCCGCUAUUCAAGUUAUUGGGACUUCCGACAUUGGAAUCCUAAAUAAAUUUAUCUUGAGAUUCAUGAAAACCAGAGAAAUAGAAAAUCUUAAUAGUUUGAUUAUAGAAGUUCGGGACAUUAUUUACAAUACAUCAGAAAUAAAAAUAUCUGCAGACUCCAGGUGCCAAAACUGCUUGAAAAAAUUAGGGUUUGGAAAUAGAACACCAAUAAGGCUGCCGUGCGAAAAUGUAAUGCAUGUUAUUUGCUAUGAAUGUCUUAAAGAAUCAUCUUUUCAAUGUUGCUCAUUGGAUUCCCAAAUAUAUAAAUCAGGCUUUAUAUUUGAGCAUUUUCCUCAAAAAUAUGAUUUUCCCUUAUGCUGCAAAGGAAGCUGCUUUUUCAAUACACAAGACAAGAAACCCUAUAAACUCCCAUGUUAUCAUUAUAUAUGUCUUGAGUGCAAGAAUUCUGCAGAAAACCCAUACGACUUUCAAUGCCAUAAAUGCUAUUUUCGAACUGAUCUUAAUAAUGCCAAAUUAGAUUGAAAACUGAUUAAUAAUUUGACCUUUAUAGAAGUCAAUUGUGAAGACCACAACGAGCAAGCUGUUACAUUUUCUUCUUAUGGGGUAAAAUUUUUUUGUGAGAACUGCGCAAGAAAGGUCAACAGACUACCUUGUAAAGCUACGAGAUCAUUAAAAGUAAUUGAAGAUGUUCUAGAAUGUGCAUUUUCUUGCAUUUACGAAAAAUUGCCUGUAUUCACCAAUACAUAUCUUGUAGCUUUAAAAAAUAAAAUGAAUGAUUUCAAGGUGCUUUCUUUUCAAGAGAAAAUUAAGACACUAGCACUUAUGUCUUUAUCAUCAAACAAUUUUUCAUUGAUUUUUGAUAUAAAGGAUUCCAUUGAGUCUUUAAGGCUUGGAAAAACCCGCUCAAGCUACUAUCUUAUUAAAAAGACAUUUGAGAGGUUUAAAGAAAUUUAUCCUUUGUAUUGGCCUUCUUUAAAAUCGUGGGUAGUUGAAGAAAAUCAAGCCAACGCUAUUACACUUAAAUCAUCAAAAUAUGCAAUUUUAUAUGGAUUAUUAAUAGGAGGUAGAAGUGACUCCUCUGAAACUUAUAUAAAGCAGAUUAGCAUUACGAAAUCGAAGAAAACAACAACUGGGCUGAUCUUUUUGUUUGAGUUUUUGGAAAAAAUCCGUAAUAAAGUAAAUGAAGUUAGUUUUCCAAAUGAAAUUUUAAUGGAACCAAAUGUUGAUUAUACAAUAUCUGUUGUGCUCACUCCUGGAAAAUACUUCAAUGGUAAGCCAGCAUCUUUGGAUUAUCUAGUUGAUGAAAAAAAUAGGAUAUUGUUUGAAGUCGGCGAACCUACGUAUGAAAUGCCUUUUAGAUAUGGAGGGAAUAACAGGAUUGGAGGACCAAUUUUAGGAUUUAUUUACGCAACCUUUGAAUAG